CUCUUUGUGUGGUGCCUAGAUAGGAGAGCGGAGGUGGUGGUGGCUGUGGCGGUAGUAACGGCCUUGGUUGUCUUCCAGUUUUCUCAGCUCGCCCUCUAGCCGGCACCUUUCCCCUUCCCUCCCCCUUCCUUUUUUCCUCCUUCCCUUCCCUUCCCUCCUUCCCUUCCCCGCCGGUGACCGGCGGUGGCGGCUCCAGCAACGGCUGGGCCCAAGCUGUGAAGAGGCUUUAGUCAACGAUAACGGCGACGGCGAAACCUCGGAGCUCGCAGGGCGGGGGUAAGGCCCGGCCCUUGGAGAUGGAUAAUUCCCAGUUGUGUAAGCUGUUCAUAGGGGGCCUCAAUGUGCAGACGAGUGAGUCGGGCCUGCGCGGCCACUUUGAGGCCUUUGGGACUCUGACGGACUGCGUGGUGGUGGUGAACCCUCAGACCAAGCGCUCCCGUUGCUUCGGCUUCGUGACCUACUCCAAUGUGGAGGAGGCUGAUGCCGCCAUGGCCGCCUCGCCCCAUGCAGUGGACGGCAACACAGUGGAGCUGAAGCGGGCGGUGUCCCGGGAGGAUUCGGCGCGGCCCGGUGCCCACGCCAAGGUUAAGAAGCUCUUUGUUGGGGGCCUUAAAGGAGACGUGGCCGAGGGCGACCUGAUCGAGCACUUCUCGCAGUUUGGCACCGUGGAAAAGGCCGAGAUUAUUGCCGACAAGCAGUCCGGCAAGAAGCGUGGCUUCGGCUUCGUGUAUUUUCAGAAUCACGACGCGGCAGACAAGGCCGCGGUGGUCAAGUUCCAUCCCAUCCAGGGCCAUCGUGUGGAGGUGAAGAAGGCCGUCCCCAAGGAGGAUAUCCACUCCGGUGGGGGCGGGGGCGGCUCCCGGUCCUCCCGAGGCGGCCGGGGCGGCCGGGGUCGCGGCGGCGGUCGUGACCAGAACGGCCUCUCUAAGGGCGGCGGCGGCGGUUACAACAGCUACGGUGGUUACGGCGGCGGCGGCGGCGGCGGCUACAAUGCCUACGGAGGAGGCGGAGGCGGUUCGUCUUAUGGUGGAAGCGACUACGGUAACGGUUUCGGCGGCUUCGGCAGCUACAGCCAGCACCAGUCCUCCUAUGGGCCUAUGAAGAGCGGCGGCGGCGGCGGCGGCGGAGGAGGCAGCAGCUGGGGCGGUCGCAGUAACAGUGGACCUUACAGAGGUGGCUAUGGCGGUGGGGGUGGUUAUGGAGGCAGUUCCUUCUAAAAAAAAAAAAAAUUUAAAUACCUGGGAGUGGCUAUAGGGGUAGCUCUUCAACCACCCAACUAGGGUCAGUUCCCAAGUCCCUUCCCCUCCCACCGCCUUCCCCAUUUUGCCCUUGGGGGAGCUGCUUCUAAGGCUGCUUACUCUUGGGGGUGUUGCCCUAUUUGCCUGCCACCUCUCUCGUCUCUCCCUCUGAAGAUGGACUCUGCCCCACAUACACAUUUUUGUGUUACAGUUAUUGAUGGACUCUAUUUUUUUAUUAUUACUUGGACUUUCGUCGUUUUUAUACUAGCAGAAUGUCUUGUUUUAAUUUGUGUUUUUUGGGGGGAGGGAGUGAACUUGCUGAUUCUGUAGCAAAACUUGGGUGGGAGUUGGGGUGGGGGGUUAGUUUACUUUGUUGUAAGGACUUGAUACCUGGCUACAGCGUUUUCUAUGAAAUCUACUUGGAUCCCAUGCCUGAAAUUUGGAAGCAUAUGUACAAAAAUCAUUUUUACGUUUUAUUUUUAAUAAACCAUUGUGUUUGACCGUACAUGUCUAUAACAUUUUUUUUUCUAUGACACAUUUCGUACCGUUUUAAGGCAUAUUAGUUGAAGUUUUUGUGUGUGUGUGUGUGUGUGUUAAUUCUUAAUUUUGAUGUGUACUUAGGGGAACUUUUAAAAGGUCCUGUGGUUUUUUGUUUUUUGUUUCUUUUGUUGCCCUACUAGUGAUGUGUUGAAUUUUAUCCCUUUACAGGCAAAACUUUUGAAAUGGUGGAUGUGGCUUUUUAAAAACCUUUAAAGUUUCUGUGCGUCCAUCUCUUGUACUAAAGGAUUUGCUUAUCAUCUUGACAUGAUCGGUUACUUCUUACUAUGAAAAUUUACUUCAAAGUAUGUACUGUGCAGUUCUAAAGAAAUAUUUUGUGUAAAGCAUGUGUUUCAUUCAUAUAAACUAUUUAAAAAUUUUCACAUGACCUAAUUUUAUCCCUCUUAAUGGUUUGUCUGUAAUGAAUGGCUACAAUAAGGGUUAUAUUUUACCCUCAAACUAAAUGCAUUUUUGUAUUUUCACAGCAGGUUUAAACGUUUUUUCCUAUAGAUGCUGUUCUUACAGAAAUCCUACCCCCAACGUUUGUAGCGCCAUCUACUGGCGAAAUGGCAGUAUAUGUGCAAAACAACUUGGUCAAAAACUUGUUUGGAACAAUUGCAUCAGAUUUAGAAGUUUAGCCAUCAAAAAAUCUGUUCAGACUUUGAAUACUCGUUUACUUUAGGUGGGCUUUACAGGAAUGUAGUUAACAGUCCAUAUCACAAUUGCCCUUUUUAUAUGAGAUUUGAAAAUGUAAACUGCUAGGCAUAGCUUGGACAAUGGCCCCAAAUUGCUAUGACAACUAAUGAACCAGCUACAUGUACUGGUAUCUUAGGUGCAAAUUGUAAACUGAAAUAUCUGUAUUCUGCGUGGUUAACAAAUGUGUAUAUGUAGCCCUUUAAUGCAAUAGAUUUCAGUUGUUUAUAAAAAACAAAACAAAGAUAUAGGAGAAAAUUGCCUUCCUGGAUAGAAAUAUAGAAUAGCAACGUUUAUGGAUAUCACAAAUAAAGAAUUCAGUUCUUUACAUGAUUGAGUGAGAGUAUGUAUAACCUGGUGGGUGGGUUCAGAUUACCUAUUAAUCUAGAACAUUUACUUUAAUAUUAUAAAAUAAUUGGCUUGAAUCUUUAUAGUUGGAAGCUGUACUAAGAAGCUUUUAGAAGGGGAGAUUCUUUGGCUUAAAGAAUAUUUCACAUUGGUCCCCUUUCUCUUGUCACUAUAUGUUUUUAAAGGUCUAAUUCUUGAUAAUUUUUUUUAAUUGUCAAGGCUCUGCUUUUCAAGAGGAAUGUUCAAGGUUGCUAAGCCAGAUUAGGGCUGCUCAGUUGUCACUUUGACAAAGAAUAGCUGAUGCUUGGUACAAAAAUCUAAAUGUACUUCUAUGGUAAAUGGGAUAGAUGUUUUUGCACAUUAAAUAAACACAGUCAAAUCUUUUGCUCCCAAA
Pteronotus mesoamericanus is the source of this 3210-nucleotide messenger RNA. It is a transcript of the gene HNRNPA0, whose product is annotated as heterogeneous nuclear ribonucleoprotein A0. NCBI's taxonomy places the organism in Eukaryota, Metazoa, Chordata, Mammalia, Chiroptera, Mormoopidae. The transcript has a single exon. The record is from RefSeq and is a predicted model, not a curated record. Bases 297 to 1217 code for a protein of 306 amino acids. Gene Ontology annotation, biological process: mRNA splicing, via spliceosome. Gene Ontology annotation, molecular function: mRNA 3'-UTR binding. Gene Ontology annotation, cellular component: catalytic step 2 spliceosome.